AUAGGUCUAAUUUGUGAAUUUGUAUAAUAUAUAGGUAGUAUUGAAAAGUUAUAAUAGUUGAUGUAAAAAGAAUAAUAAUUCUGAGAAUAUUUUUUUGGGUUUGAGAAUGAGUUUUUGGAUUGGAGGCGAAUUACGAAUAGUUACUUCGAAAUAGAAUAGAAUUCAUACGUGUUUCAGCCGAUCUUACUGUAACUUGUUUCUUUGCCCGUUAUCAAAAUCUCGGUUCUACUCAAUUUCUCGGUGGCUGCCAAACCCUUCCGAACUUAGCUCUCUGUUUCGAGUUUGCUCAACAAUGCAGCAGGCUGGAUCGUCGGGGUCGGAGGCUGAAGUGACGUGGGAAGAUCAGCAGAACAUCAAUAAGUUCGGAAGAUUGAAUAAUCGGCUCCACGACCUAGACGAUGAAAUCAAGAUUGCCAAGGAAAACAAUGAAAGUCUUGAGGAUGCAAGCAACGAACUGAUCCUUACAGAUGAGGAGAUUGUGCGCUUCCAAAUAGGUGAGGUAUUUGUUCAUGUGCCCAAAGAUGAAGUGGAGAGCAGGAUUGAAGAUAUGAAGGAUGUGACGAGCAAGAACUUGGAGAAGCUGGAGGAGGAAAGGGAGUCCAUAGUUGCUCAAAUGGCGGAGCUGAAGAAGAUUCUAUAUGGCAAAUUUAAGGAUUCCAUCAAUCUUGAGGAGGAUUAGAUGAAAAAACUGUGGGUGAUGAUGGUGUUGCAGUUUUUAAGCUGUUUUUGUUUUUGCUUGGGCAAUUGCUUUGGUCUGUUGAAACUUCAGUUGUUCAUCCUCAGUUUGGUUUGAGUCUCUCUCUCUCUCUCUCUCUC
Messenger RNA from Striga asiatica, 816 nucleotides. Lineage: Eukaryota; Viridiplantae; Streptophyta; Magnoliopsida; Lamiales; Orobanchaceae. The record is from the annotation of a GenBank genome assembly.